AUGGAGAUGACAUACAUAAGGCCCUUGAAGUUUUGGAGCAGAAGUUUGGAGAAAAUUCAUUUCCUCGCAUCAAGUUCAAGUAAUCAGACGUUACAAAGGCUUGUUCGAGCCAGAACUCGUGAAGGCGCUGACGGACAACAGAAGAAGACCAACAUCACUAAUGGAAUUCUUCUUAAUCACAGAAAGAUCGUGUGGGACUCUCUGCAUUGCAUAGUUCUCCGUUUAUCGCAGCGUCAGGAGAUCAAUGUUAACGUACAUGACGAUCAAAACAAGCCUUGUCUAGAGGCAAAAAAGGAUAGAAACAAACCCGAAAAGAAAUCCAAGGCGAAGGCUCCACCAAAAUCUAAGCCAAAACGUCCGGAAAACCCUCCACCGCCAGUCCCUCCACCUGAAAAUACACAAAAUCAGAUUAAUCCAAGCAUCUGGUCCCAUGUCAUGAACGAAUACGAGAUGGCUUUGGAAGAUAACGUUUCCAUCUUUAUUUAA
Molecule: messenger RNA, 486 nt
Organism: Trichomonas vaginalis G3
Lineage: Eukaryota; Parabasalia; Trichomonadida; Trichomonadidae
Exons: 1
Coding region: 1-486 (161 amino acids)
Source: RefSeq, a predicted model, not a curated record